UUCUCGACCGCGCUCCCGCUAACGCACGCCCUCGCUCUCACCGGCGCCCCCAUCCCCCACGCUGGCGGCGGCCGCGAUGGGGUGCGCGGCGUCGACCGCUAACGGGGCCGAGCCCCGGCGGCGGGCGCGGGCGCGGGCGGCGGGGCACAGCGAGGCGUCCACCUCGGGUCUGCUGGCGCCGCCGCCGCAGCCGCAGCAGCAGGAAGGGCAGGGGCAGGAGGCGGAGUCGUCGUCCGGGGGCAGGAGGCGAGGGAGCAAGGUGGCGCCGGAGCCCAAGGAGCUGGAGGAGAGGACCGCCGCGCUCCCGCCGAUGACCGGGCCCGGCUCGCCGAGCUUCCGGCACUACUGCCAGAAGAAGACGGCUGCCGUCGACAGGAUCGUGGCCGACGCCGACAACAGCGACGGCUCCGUCACGAUCAAAGCGACGGCGCGUCAGCUGAGCAAUAGGAGCGAAAUCUCGGCGACCAAGCCACACAACUCCAACGAGGUCUCCCAACCUAAAGAGGGAAACAGAUGGCUUAGAUACAGUGGCUUUUCGGUCGUCGCUUCUGCUUGUCACAACUUGUUCUGCCGGCAAAGAAGCAAACCUUCGCCGCCUGCUGCUGCCGCUUCAGCUGCAAGCUCUCAACCCUGAUCAGGCAGCGCUGUAUGGGAUCUUCUACAUUUUACUACGUCUCAGCUUGUAAACACACACACGCAUGGCUCAUUCAGUCAUCGUUUAUGAUGCAUUGAUGCUAGCUUUGCAUCAUUUGCUGUCAUUUUUCAAUCUUGGUUAGUUCUUGUAAGCUAACCCCGUUUGUGAGAAGCUGAUUCUGUAAAUGGUGCAAGGAGCAUCAGCUCUGGACUGCUCCUGUUGUAGAGAAAAUACAAAUUAGUGUUGGAAAGGAGGGCAGAUCUUUCGGAAA
Molecule: messenger RNA, 905 nt
Organism: Sorghum bicolor (sorghum)
Lineage: Eukaryota; Viridiplantae; Streptophyta; Magnoliopsida; Poales; Poaceae
Exons: 3
Coding region: 77-634 (185 amino acids)
Source: RefSeq, a predicted model, not a curated record